Molecule: messenger RNA, 1714 nt
Organism: Bicyclus anynana (squinting bush brown)
Lineage: Eukaryota; Metazoa; Arthropoda; Insecta; Lepidoptera; Nymphalidae
Product: isatin hydrolase
Exons: 5
Coding region: 48-860 (270 amino acids)
Molecular function (GO): arylformamidase activity
Source: RefSeq, a predicted model, not a curated record
ACAACUGGCAACUGAUCACUUGCCCUGCAGACCACCACAUAAUAAACAUGUUUAAUUUAAUCGUUGUGUUGUUCUGUGCAUUUAAUUCAAUCGUUUUCGCAUUUGUACAUAGUCCGUCUUUAAACGAUGUACUAUUUAACGGAGGAUAUGAUUUUAUUGACCUUACUCAUUCGUUUGAUAAAAGUACUAUUUAUUGGCCAACUAUGAAAAAUUUCACUUUUACUGAAAAGUUUAAAGAAAUUAGCGAAGACGGUUCGUGGUAUGCGGCUAAUAAUUUCGCUGCAGGUGAGCACGGUGGUACCCACUUAGACGCACCGUACCAUUUUAACCUAAACGGCAUACGUGUUGGAGCUAUACCUUUAGACAAACUGAUUGUUCCCCUCAUAGUGGCAGACAUAAGUUCCAAAGUAAAUGAUGAUCCGAAUUUCGUACUGCAAAAGCAUCAUCUGGAUAACAUGUUGAACAAUAAUUUUGGAAAACCCUUCUACAUCGUGUUUAAAUUUGGAUGGAGCAAAUUCUUUGAUGAUAGAGACAGAUAUUUGGGAAUACAAGCAAAUGGCACGUUUAACUUCCCAGGCUUAAGUGAGGAAGUGGCAGAGUGGAUUACAUCGUCAUACAAAAACAUAGUAGGUAUAGGCGUCGAUACGGCCUCCGUGGAUCCAGGUUCGAGUAUCGAUUUUCCUGUACACAAAAUAGCAUCAGCAGCAGGUCUCUUUAACACUGAAAAUGUUAAACUGGAUGUAACUGUCCCUGAUUAUGGUUGUACGGCCCUGAUAUUGCCGAUGAAAAUCGCUUCUGGCACUGGGGCGCCUCUACGUCUAGUCGCUAUCUGUCCGAAACAAGUACCUACCCGGUUUUAAAAACAUAUGUACCUGCAUUUAAUAGUAGAUUAUGAAACGCUUGCAGAUCAUUUAAUCACGAGUUGCAUUUUAUAAAACGAACGAAGUGAGUUUUAUAAUAGAGACAUGAGUGCUUUAAUGUCAAAUCAUGCACGUUUCGUAGUCUGCUUUAUCUAAUCUCAUGAAAUAGAAUCCUAACAAAAUAAAAAAGUGUGUCUUUUAUUUUGUUAGGAUACAGUUCAAUCGAUUACAUUAUAUGUAUAAUUAUUAUUAUUAUUUCGCCCACAAAGAAGAACACUUGAAUUUAUUUGAUAACUUCUUGAAAUAGACUAAUAAAACGUUUUCCGAAAACGAUGUGGCCUUUUUAUUCAUUUUCCGUAUCAUGAAAUCUUGGUAACAUUUGUCGUACAUUUUCCGGGUUACGGUUAGAAGGUAAAAAAAAGAUUGAUGGUUGUGUUUGUAGUACUUUCCAAUAUACCCCGUGGAGUUUGUUCCAUAUCAGAGCUCGAGUCAUUUUGCUAAAAAUAAAUAGAAUAAUAUUAAAAUUUUACUGGCGCCAAAAUUAUCAUACGAUGAUUUUUUUAUCCGUAUACCAACAGACAAAGAAGCCAGUUAAUUGAACUCCUCAACGGUUUCCGCAUCCGCAUAUCAUCAACGAACUAUAGCCGAAUCAUUGUUCAAAGGCGAGCGGACCUGCGCUCAGAGACACUCGUACCUUAUUUCAGAGAUUAGUUUAAAGGUUGCCAAUUCGACCAUCAAACCUGUAUCUAAAUCUCCUCGAAAAGUUGCUAGAUGUACAGUUUUUUUAUCUCAAAAAAUAGCUAGACAUAGAAGUAAAAAAAUAACAAAACAAAACAAAAUGUUAACUGAGAAAA